UAUGAAUAGUUUGCUUAGAAUAAUGAGUCAAUUAAGUUAUUUUAUGAUUCUGGGGGCUUUCAUUAGUCUAAACUGCAUUUAAAUUAUUAACAAUACUGGAUAAUAUGCCUAAAUUAUUGAGUAUAUAGAUUAAGUAUAUUUUAAGAUUAUAAAAUUAUCAAAAAAGAUAAAUAUAAAGAGUUCCUAAAAGAAGAAGCAUGAAGAGAUGAAAAUUCUUGGAUAUCAUAAUAUGUUAAUUUCUAAUAAUUUUGAAAUAACAUCGUCUUCAUAUACAAAUAAGACACUUUAAACCCCAAAGGGUUCUAUUAAAUAAUUAAAUGAAAAAUUAUCUAAAAUUAGUUAAUGA
Paramecium sonneborni is the source of this 346-nucleotide messenger RNA. NCBI's taxonomy places the organism in Eukaryota, Ciliophora, Oligohymenophorea, Peniculida, Parameciidae. The record is from the annotation of a GenBank genome assembly.